UUGCUCUCAAAGGAGCGUCCUUCAAAGUCCGGGAAACACAACGUGACGGUCAACUUCGUCAACGAAACCGACUGUUCCCUUUCGAAAUACUGGAUCGACUUCGAGGGCAAAGCCAAGUUCUACGGGAAGAUCGGUCAGGGAAAGGUCGACCGGCAACGAACAUUCGCGGGACAUGUCUGGAGAUUGGCCGAUAGCGAAUCGAAUGAGGUGAAAGCUAUCUAUGUUGCUCCAGAGGACAGCGAGGACUCCAUUGUCAUAGACGAAAGUACCAUGGCAGAAUCUGCCAGUCAAGAUGCAGGGCAUUCUACAGACGAUGAGGACGACGCGGACAUCAAGAAGCUCGGAAAAGACAACGACGACCUGGCUACGGAGUCUGCAUCCCGAGUGUUUGUCAAAGGCCAUAACAUUUGGUUGAGGGACUCUUCGCCAGAAGAGUCAAAAUUGACCUCAAACGCGACAGAGGAAUACCCAUACGAUGAAUCAAGAAUCAUCAUUUCCCCAGAUGAGAAGUUCAUCGUUGUUUGGCAGUACACACCGGAAGAGGAUCACAAAAUUCACCUCAGGGAGUCAGUCCCGGCUGACCAGCUUGAGCCCAAAGUGCGAUCUGUACAAUACUUGAAACCGGGUGAUCGUGUUCGAGUUGAUCGGCCUCGACUCUUCAACAUUGAGUCCAAGUCCGAAGUGGCUACCGAUGACAAGCUGUUCCGAAAUCCCUACAAGAUUGACCAUAUCGGGUGGAGCGACGACAGCUCCGAAUACCGUUUCUUGCUUAAUGAGCGCGGCCAUCAACAUCUUCGCGUGAUCGGUAUGAAAACCACCGGCGAAGUGAGAGCUCUGAUUGAGGAAAGCAGCGAGACUUUCAUCGACUACUCUGGCAAACUCUACUACCGAUCAAUCGAGAACACAGACGAAAUGCUUUGGGCCAGCGAGAGAGAUGGUUAUAGCCAUCUAUAUCUUUUUGACUUGAAGAAAGGCAUUCUGAAACUUCAGAUUACCAAGGGGCAGUGGAACUUUCACUCGACCGUUGACGUCGACGAGAAGAGUCGGCGAAUCAUUUUUAGCGGUUAUGGCAUGGCUGCUGAACAAGAUCCCUACCAUGCGCACUUAGCUCGAGUCAACUUUGAUGGUGAAGAGUUCAAGAUCCUGACUGGUGGGGAUGGAAGUCAUCGAUGGACUCUGUCUCCGGAUAAGCAGUUUUUCGUUGACACUUGGUCCCGUGUUGACGCUUUACCGCAGUCCGUCCUCAGAAGUUUGGAUACAGGAGAACAGCUGAUACAACUGGAAGGGCACGAAAAUGGUAUUGAAAGGCUAUUGGCUGAAGGUUGGAUGGCCCCUGAGAAGUUCUCAGCUCCAGGACGAGACGGGAGGACUCUGAUAUACGGGAUCAUUAUCCGUCCUUCUCACUUCGAUCCGUCGAAUAAGUACCCAGUUCUCGAAGACAUUUAUGCAGGCCCCCACAACUUUCAUACGCCCAAACAGUUCUCAGCGUUGUCUGAGCAGCGGCAAUGGGCAGAACAAGGAUACGUAGUCGUUAUUCUCGACGGCAUGGGUACGAACUGGCGAUCGAAGGAGUUCCACGACGUAUGCUACAAGAAUCUCAAAGACGCAGGGUUUCCCGACCGCAUUGCCUGGAUCAAAUCCGCAGCCGAAACCCGGCCUUGGAUGGAUAUUUCACGAGUCGGUGUGAUGGGCGGCUCCGCUGGCGGACAGAGUGCUGUUGCUGCACUCAUACACCAUCAUGAUUUCUACAAGGUCGCGAUUGCCGACUCGGGAUGUCACGAUAACCGGAUGGACAAGAUAUGGUGGAACGAGCAGUGGAUGGGAUAUCCCGUUGACAAGUCUUACGAAGACUCGUCGAAUGUUGUUCAUGCUGACAAGUUGCGAGGGGCUUUGAUGUUGAUUGUUGGAGAAUUGGACGAUAACGUUGACCCGGCUUCAACCUUUCAGCUUAUCAACGCUCUAAAUGAGGCGGACAAAGACUACGAGUUCCUGUUUAUUCCUGGUGCAGGUCAUUGCAGUGGUCGCAGGGGAUUCGCUCUGAGGCGGCAGGAAAGGUUUCUCAGGCAGCAUCUGCUUGGACUGUAG
Colletotrichum karsti is the source of this 2085-nucleotide messenger RNA. RefSeq lists its product as uncharacterized. The transcript has a single exon. The record is from RefSeq and is a predicted model, not a curated record. Gene Ontology annotation, molecular function: serine-type peptidase activity. Lineage: Eukaryota; Fungi; Ascomycota; Sordariomycetes; Glomerellales; Glomerellaceae. Gene Ontology annotation, biological process: proteolysis.